Drosophila rhopaloa is the source of this 851-nucleotide messenger RNA. Its product is annotated as protein D3. The coding region runs from base 101 to 706 and encodes 201 amino acids. NCBI's taxonomy places the organism in Eukaryota, Metazoa, Arthropoda, Insecta, Diptera, Drosophilidae. The record is from RefSeq and is a predicted model, not a curated record. The transcript has 2 exons.
GGUUUUAGUUGCUAACAGGCCUUCCUCGGGAGCAGAUCUCUAUUGUUAAAAGGUUUUCUUUUCAUUCUUAUUAACUAAAAAAACAGUAUACUCUAUAAAGAUGCUGUUGGUACUAUUACCAUUGUGCUUCUUGCUGACUGUCCAAGCUGGUUCCUUGGAGGAGGUUUUCAUAACCCAUCAAGUGGUUCCCGAUGUCAUCCCCGAGCCACCAAACCAGUUAUUAAAGGUCACUUACAGCAAUAACCUCGUGGCCAAGGAUGGAGUGGAGCUAACACCCACUCAAGUUAAGGACCAACCGACUGUGGAGUGGGACGCACAGCCGGGCGAGUUCUACACCCUCAUCAUGACCGACCCCGAUGCACCCAGUCGGGCGGAGCCCAAGUUCCGCGAGUUUAAGCACUGGGUCCUGGUCAAUAUCGCCGGUAAUGAUUUGGCCAGCGGGGAGGCGAUCGCCGAAUACAUUGGCUCCGGUCCUCCCCAAGGAACGGGUCUGCAUCGCUACGUCUUCCUGCUGUACAAACAGUCCGGCAAACUUGAGUUCGACGAGGAGCGCGUGAGCAAUAAAUCCCGCAAGGAUCGACCGAAAUUCAACGCAGCCAAGUUCGCCAAAAAGCAUCAGUUAGGAAAUCCCAUCGCCGGCACUUUCUAUCAAGCCCAGUACGAUGACUAUGUACCCAAACUGCACCAGCAACUUUCAGCAAAUUAAUGAUGUGUUGAACAAUGGUUUACUAGCCAUUCAGAGACUAUUAAAAAAUUCAAAACCAAUAAAAUAAUGCGUUUUUAACACAAGAAUCGAAAAAGUGUUAGUACGGGAGACAAAAGGUUAAUAAAAAGUUCAUUGGAUCUAAAAA